Molecule: messenger RNA, 3618 nt
Organism: Fusarium poae
Lineage: Eukaryota; Fungi; Ascomycota; Sordariomycetes; Hypocreales; Nectriaceae
Exons: 1
Coding region: 1-3618 (1205 amino acids)
Source: RefSeq, a predicted model, not a curated record
AUGUCGAGCCGCCAUGUCCCAAUCAAACGUCUUCCAUCUGGUGUGCUAAUCUCAGCCCCAGACCUGACACAGCGUUUCCCUCCCGAUGAAGCAAGCGAACUUCCUAUGGGAAAGCCCAAUAACAUUCGGAGGACUCCUAGAGCCAGAGGUAUCGAAUCUGUCGAUUAUAUUCACUCUGGCAGUAGUCAUAUCACAGACCAUCUCGCCAUGUUUACCAUGUUGUUCCCUCCGCCGCCCGGCCGUCCAGACUAUGUAUCGCCUCCCCAAUCCAGUCCCGGGAUACCCUUCGUGCCCCCAAAGGAGGAGAAAGCUAUGUUAUACCUUCCUGUACUCAAGGUGUCCUCAACCACCAUGAUUGAGGGGACACUGGCCCAUACAACGCUUAUACAGAGCUUCCGCAACCCUUCACAAAUGACCAUCAGCGAGGCGCGACACAUGUUCCCGUUGUAUGACGGUGCUGUUGUCACUGAAUUCGAGUGUACUAUUGGUGACGAGCGCCGCCUUCGAGGCGUUGUCAAGUCAAAGGAACAAGCUCGAAAAGAGUACAAAAAGGCAGUACAGGAGCAGGCCAAGGCUGCUGCAAUCCUCGAAGAGCACACACCAGAAAUGUUCGAGACUUCACUUGGCAACAUCCCUCCCAUGACUACUGUCGAGAUUAAAAUAGUUUAUAUUCAAGAGCUUAGGGUGGUCAUGAUGGACGGCGAAGCUACUGAGGGGGUAGCGUUUAUUGUUCCAACAUCUAUUGCACCUCGCCACGACAAGUCCCGGUCAGCAUCAGAAAUCACCCGCGAUGGACUGGAUAUCAAGAUCAGGAUCUUAAACGAUGGCAAGGUCAACCCUGAUGGUUGCCAGGAAGAGUCGGGGCAUGAGGUAUACUAUGAUGGGUCACGAGUGAUGGAACCUCCACAGAAAUUCGAUGGUAAUGGAGAACAGUCCCCUCAGGAGUACUAUUGCUGGGAUCACCAUUCCGAUCAAUCAACUAUGACGAAGGAUUUUGUGUUUGUCAUUCAGAUGCGAAAGGGUCAUGAAGUACAGUCGCAAGCUAUUUUGUGUCCGCCUGACGACGCGGGAUUAGCCGCCAUGAUGGUGAGCGUUCGCCCAAAUGAUCUGUUCCGAAAUGCCAUCAUUCCCCAGUCCUUCUCGGGAGAAAUUCUAUUUUUGCUUGAUCAAUCAGGUUCUAUGAGAUGCGGGGGCAGGUUUUCCUCUGAUGGCGGUCUUAAUACACGAAAGAUCGAUAUACUACGGGAAGCAAUGCUCCUGGUGAUCUCGGGUCUCCCCAAGACAUGUUCUUUCAACAUAAUCUCUUGGGGCUCAGAAACAUGGGCAAUGUGGGAACAUUCCAGGAAACACUCACCCGAUAACAUCAAUGAAGCCAAAGAGUAUAUCUCUCAAAUCCAGGCGAACUUGGACGGAACAGACCUUCUUCGGGCGUUGAAAUCUGCAGUUCAACGGCGGCAAGUCGAUAGUAACUCAACACAGAUUGUCGUUCUUACAGAUGGCGAAUUGGAUCCAAAUGAACCCAUGUCAUUCGUUUGGAAGACUCGCCAAGAACUACAGAAUAAAAUCCGGUUCUUUGCCCUAGGUAUUGGCGGCAAUGUGCCACAUAGUCUCAUUGAGGGCAUUGCAGAUCUUGGAGGUGGUUUCGGUGAUAUCAUUGAUACUACCAAGAACCCGAGGUGGCAUAACCGGUUGAAUCGACUAUUCAAGUCCUCAUUGGAGCCAGAUAGCUGGGAUUGCGAUAUUGAUAUCGGGCAUGAGUUUGAACAGCACAGCCUUGUGGAUUUCAGACUCAACAAAGAUACCUCGGGUACGCAGCGAGUGCCCUACUUCCAAGCUCCCCAUACCAUUACCACUCUUCACCCAUUCAAGUUUACGUCAAUUUUCUUCCUGAUAAAGGUCAGGGAUGAUGGUGUUAUGCCGAGCGAUAUCACCAUUACCACCACGACAAAGGGAGCAAAGAAGAAGGUUUACAAACUUUCAGUCUCACAGACGACAGGACGAGAUGGAACAAUGCAUCGACUGGCAGCCAAAGCCGCACUGGUAGAUCUGGAAGACUUGGUCAAAAACGAGUCCUCCAGCUCGCCUCUAGUUGAAGAAAAUGCUCAGACCAUCGGUACUACGUACUCUAUCACCAGCAAGUGGACGAGCUUCGUAGCAGUUCCCCAGGAUGAACCAACUACGACUACUACAGAGGGUACCAUGAUGGAGCAUUACAAAGCAAUGUAUGAAGAUGUUGGUUUCGAGGAACUUCUGGCGACAGCGGAUUUGGACAGAGAUGGUGAUACAAAAGAUGUUCGUGGCCUAGGCGCCGUGGACUAUGCCCUUGUACGCAGGCAAAAUUCCACUUUUCUCUAUGGGUCAACCGCAAAGUUCAAGAGUCGGCGAGGCCCGCCCGGGCUCUUGUCAGACAUAUCCAACAAGUUUUCAACCGUUGAUGAAAGACCUUCUAGUAGCGAAACCAUGGUUCGUAACGCUUUAUGCUCGGAUGCCAUACCUCCGCAAGGGGGAGGCGAAGCCUCAAGGAGUGAAGUUGAAACGGUAUCCAACAAGGAAAGAGCCGUGUCGCCGGAUGCGGAUGAGCAAAUACCAAGCUUACGAUCAGUAGCGGAUCCAAGAGCCUCACCAAGCCCAAUGGAUCUACUGCGACAACAAUCGAUGUUUCCAGAUAUGCAGUUGUCUCUAGAUAUGUCACUCGACUCUCUGCCGGACUCUUCUGAUCUCCAGAGCGCGCCGCUCGCUACGACGCUUGAUUAUCCUGAAUUGGCAGAAACCUCUACAUCAGAAAGAAGUGGAAACGAGAGCCGAUCGAGAGACCAAGCGAUCAUGGAAAAGGCACGUGAACUACAUGCUGCCCGUAUAACAAGGCAGCGAGACGGUGGUGCAUCUUCAUCGGACCUUUCCAAUGCCAACUUCCGGAUGAAUAGAAGGCCACGCGCCCGUCGACAAAAAAUACUUCCGUCACACUUGCCACCACCGCUGGAAUCGCCUCAGGCUCACCCCCAAGACGUGAGGGACAAGGAGGAACGUGCGAUGGCGUCACCUCGAGAAGUUAUUGAUCCUCUCAACUGGAAAGUCGCCGUUGAAUAUCAGAAUGGACAAAGCUUAUUCGAGCUACCUGAGUCGGCAAGGGGGUUACUACAUCUUCACUUCUGUCCCGACACAGUACUUGCGGCUAUCGAAAAGCUGAAUUCACUCUUGCCCAGUCAAGAGAGAUCUCAAGGGGCAUCUGAGGCGGUGGUCAUCGACACGAUCAUGACGAUUCUGUGCUAUCAAACCCACCUAGCACUUGAGGAAGAUCUCUGGGAUCUUAUGAUGGAAAGGGCACGAGACGCUGUUACAGAAACCAUCGGACAGGAAAUCUUGGAAACCAUCGAAGAAUUUCUUACUGCAUCUAUGAUGCAUAAACAUUAUACAGUCGUGGUGGGAGGAAAUGGUAGUGAAGGUGGACAAUCAACAGGCACGGCCACAUGCUCUGUCUGUAAUGUUCAAUGGCAAAGUUUGCGAACAUUCUUUUGCCCUUUUGACCACGAGCCUGACAUGCCUCAUGUCUUUCAGGAAUGGGUAGAGUUUUGGGAACAUCAGAAGGAGAAGGGACAUAUGGGUUGUCCUAGAGAGUGA